Molecule: messenger RNA, 738 nt
Organism: Soboliphyme baturini
Lineage: Eukaryota; Metazoa; Nematoda; Enoplea; Dioctophymatida; Soboliphymatidae
Source: the annotation of a GenBank genome assembly
AUGGCGACUCGACGAAAGAUGGCUCAGAACGUAGAAAGGGUGGUUCAAUCACCGUUGCUGCAAUUUCUCCUGCGAAAAUGCAUUCGCUUCACUCGUUAUGAUUACAAAGGAAAUCUUAUUAGAACCGAAGAUUGUAAUCCUCGGCGUUACCAAGACGAACUGUCUGCGCGUGACCAGCCGGACGUUCCUAACAUUCCUGGAGGCAUUCACCAUCGACUGUCUGCAAAUUACUAUUACGAAAGGGAUGCGCGACGAAACGUCGGUCCACCAAAAGUCAUCGUGGAAGCUGAGGCUCCUUUAUUCUUGACCAGGACGUCAUGUAUCUAUUCGGAAAGCCAGGCGUAUCUUUCGUUGUGCUUUAAGCUAACCUCCUUGUCUGCUGAGUUCAUGAUGGACGUGCGGAUAUUGUCGCAGAUAAUCUCCCUGCCGUCGGAAUUGAGGGAGCCAAGUACUCGAAGUGGAAUGCGCGAAGACAAUCAGAAGGCGAUCGUGGCGAUGAUAACGCACGCCUGUAGUAGCCGAUCUGAAAUUGGCCGCGAGCUGACCAAGGACCGCGACGAGAAAAGCACCAAGGCUGAAAUGUUACCCGUCAAGGUAGCUCGAAAACUGCAUGUACCGAGUCCCACACCGGGUCUUGGUGCGUCUUGGGUGCGGAACAAAUCAGCUGAACUGCCCUGGACGAUUCGAGACCCUGCCUUGGAGGCUCUAAAUAAGUAUGGACAAUGCGGCGGUCUGUAA